Messenger RNA from Knipowitschia caucasica, 303 nucleotides. The record is from the annotation of a GenBank genome assembly. NCBI's taxonomy places the organism in Eukaryota, Metazoa, Chordata, Actinopteri, Gobiiformes, Gobiidae.
AUGCUGUCCAGCGGCACACGUCAUCGACACACGGUGCUGCUGUUGAGGCUCUCACCCUGUCUCCCUCCUCCUCACCUCUGUUUGUUCGCUCCUGUAGAGUUUCCAGGUCACUUUCUCAUGCAGGGUGUGUCUGUCCGGCUGCUGCAGUGUGGCCGCUCCCCAGCCCUGAGCCCUCGCCUCUCAUCUACUCUUUCGCCUCCAGUUGGCUCUGGCUCUCUGGACUCCUCCUCACGUUCGCGCUGCUCUUCUCGCUGCACAGGUCUGCUUGGCAUGCAGCAGGCUCUCGAGGCCUGGCGCGUCUAA